Messenger RNA from Ambispora leptoticha, 1151 nucleotides. Lineage: Eukaryota; Fungi; Glomeromycota; Glomeromycetes; Archaeosporales; Ambisporaceae. The record is from the annotation of a GenBank genome assembly.
GUAAAAUCGAAUAUGUUAGACUAUUCUUGGAAAUCGAUCCCUCGGCAUCUCGUGCUAUUAAUAAAAUCAAUAAUUCAAAAGAGUCGCCUCUUUGCAUUGCAAUUCAAAAUUCAAACCUACAUAUUACAGAGUUAUUGCUCAAAAAUGGUGCACACGUUCAGAUCACAUUGGAAGACUGUGAAAAUUAUUUAAAAACAACUAAUGAUCCUUAUUGUCCAAGUAACCCGGUUAAUGUUCUUGAACGUGUAGAGCAACCAAUAAAAUGCGGCUUGAACAAUGGUUUAUAUCGAAUUCUUGUGGAAGCUGGUGCCGAUGUAAAUACCUACAUUGACAACACAAAUACACGUACUAUUCGUGAUUACAUGCAAAGCAAAAUAAAAGCUAGCGUAGAGGAAUUACAAAAGUUCAAUCCGGCAGUUUCUAAAACAAAAGUAAUUGAUCUAGACGAAUGGUUGGAUAAUGAACGAAUGAAGCACUCGACAAAUUCUUAUGUUGGCCAUUUGCUGUCUUUAGCGACUAGAUCGGAUCUUAACACUUUUAUAAGAUGCUCUUGUUCACAAAUUCUUUCCGAUAUUGGAUUAGAAUAUCGUGAAAUCCUCAACAUUUAUAAUAAAGUCAAACCCGAGUCCGAUAACGAAAAACAGGAACGCCGCGCUAAAUUAGAAUGUGAAUUGGAUGAUCAAAAAGAGUGUUUGAAGUUUUUAAUUGAGAAUGGAGCGAAGACCAUGGCAGAACUCAAACGAGGAGUGGAGCCAGAUUUUCAGCAUGAACAGCUUCAACAGUUACAAGACCGAUUGGUUAAGAUUCGAGAAGAUGUGGAAAAAGCAGAAACUGAAGCUGAAAAACAACAGUACCAACAGCAAGCUUUGCAAAUGUUAGUAAGCCAAAAUUUGAUACUACAAAAUGUUUUGCAACGUGGAGAACAAACCUCAGAAAUACAACAAGAAAUUUUGCAAUUAUUUGAUCAAAUUAAUUCAGCUUCAAUUAAAGAAAAUCCUAUCUCUGUAGAUAAGUUUCUUUAUCAUUUUACAUAUAUCAAUCCUGUUCACAAAACGAAGUCUUGUGAAAAUCCCAAUAAUUAUGUUUGGCAUAAUGGUACAUAUAUCAAUCCUGUUCACAAAACGAAGUCUUGUGAAAAUCCCAAUGAUUAU